CCCGUUUCAACGAAGGCUGAGGAAGCUGAGGAAGCCCUGCCACAAGUCAGGGAGGAGGCGAACGAGGACGAGACACAAGAUGUGGAAGAGGUCCCUAUUCCACCAAAGAAAAAGAAGUUAGUCAAAUAUUCCCCAAAGAAACUAAUGUCUCCAACAGGGGCGUUGCAGUUGGCCAAACUUAAAGAACAAGCCAAGAUGGAUUGACAGAAGAUUGAACACCUUGAGGACCGCAUUAAAUACCUGGAGGAGGCCAACAGGGAUCUGAAAAAUGACAAGGACUUCCUACUUUCCCAAAUGAAGGGGACCCCCAGCAUGCCUGCAUCUACUGGGAAAGGCUCUGGAAAGACUUCUUCAUCUUCAAGUUCAAUGUCUCCCAGUUCCUCCUCAGACUCCAGCUUCUCAUCAUCCUCAGAAGAAGAGGAGAAAAAGAAAAAGAAAAAGAAGAAGACCAAGAAGUCCAAGAAACAGCCUGAUUCUCACGGACAUUCAAGAAUGACCACAACGGAUGGAGUUAUCCGCCACUACAAGAAUGCCCUCCGCAUAUUCAACAAGUCUGGAUCCAUGAAAAAGGCCUUUGCCAAACUUAAUGUUGACCGCAACACAAUUGCGAGAACAGCUGUAAUUGCUGAGCUAGCGAUCACAUUUCCAGACACCUUCAAGGACCUGCUCCCAGGAGAUGAGAAGAUGUCGGCAUUUGCAGAGCGGUGCAGGGGGGCUAUAACAGAGGAGAUGGCUGAAACCAUCACAGCAAAGAAAAAAAGAGGAAAACUCCUCCCAAUAAUGUAUAAAUACACUUAAGACUGUUCAUUGAACUUGUUUAUGUUAAACAAGUUAUUCUGUUUAUACAUACAAAGUAUAUGUUGGAACCCUCUGUUUGAGAAGAAAUAAUACGAAUAAUGCAACAGUAAUGCAACAAUAAUGUUUUGUGUUGAAAUACAUGAAGGAAGAAUCUCUUGACUUGUCUGUUGCUUUUGUUAAGGUAUUUAAAUCAUUUGACAGUGUAAUUACACUUAAUGACGUCUUAAUGAAAGGUUCAAAUUAUUCCACUUUACUUGAAUUCAUAGAAAACAGUCAUGACACUGUUAUAACCUGAUUUAACUAUGUAAUUACACUUAAUUACAUCUUAAUGAAAGGUUCAAAUUGUUCCACUUUACUUGAAUUCAUAGAAAACAGUCAUGACACUGUUAUGAACCGAUUUAACUAUGUAAUUACACUUAAUGACAGGUUCAAAUUAUAUAUGACAGUUAUAAACUCAUUUGGCAGUGUAGUUACACUUAAUGACAUCAUAAUGAAAAGCACAAUGUUUAGGACACAAUCAUAAUGGUCUUGUGACAGCUAAUGUCAAAAUGAACCACAUAUGACAGUUUAAUGUCAUGUUAAGAUAUAAAGCUAAAUAGUUUUUUAAAGUUUGACAGUGAGGUCUACUAUGUCAUGUUUAUGACAGUGUAUGUUGUCUUGGCUUAUGUCAAGUUGUCAUAACAAAGACAUCUCAAACAAUGUCAACUUUAAAUCAAAGGUAACAUAAUUUACCGAAUGACACUUAACGACAACUGUCAUAAGCAUUCAUUAAUGUUCAUGACAGGUGUCAUGUCACGAUUAUGACAGUGUUAUGACAGUCUUAUUCACCCCCAUUCAAAUAAAGUGUUACCAAAUGCAGUCCGUGAGGUUUGUUUUAAAUGAGAAUUAAAAGACAAAUCUUGAUCAAAUAUUACUCUGAGGUUUCUUACGGUAGUGCUAGAGGCCAGAGCAAUGCCAUCUAGAGAAACUAUGUCAUCAGAUAAAGAGUCUCUGAGUUGUUUGGGGCCAAGAACAAUAACUUCAGUUUUGUCUGAAUUUAACAUCAGGAAAUUGGUGCUCAUCCAAGUUUUUAUGUCUUUAAGGCAGUUAUGGAGUUUAGUUAAUUGAUUA
This is a messenger RNA of Epinephelus moara (kelp grouper), 1908 nucleotides long. Its product is annotated as coiled-coil domain-containing protein 106-like. The transcript is spliced from 5 exons. Bases 295 to 798 code for a protein of 167 amino acids. Gene Ontology annotation, cellular component: nucleoplasm. Lineage: Eukaryota; Metazoa; Chordata; Actinopteri; Perciformes; Serranidae. The record is from RefSeq and is a predicted model, not a curated record.